GCAAUACCGGUAGAUCCAGAGGCAAUUCUUGACAACUUCGAUGGUGUAAAGCAUAGGUAAACCUUUUGUUGGGCUAGAAAUAAGCCUACUAUCCACCAAGGCAUCAUGGCACAACACACCAUAUCUCACCAGCCGUUGUCUAGGUCAUGCCCACGGGUAGGGAUCUUCAGGGGCCGUAGAUCAUUACAGCCAUUGCGAUGCGUGGCUGCAGCCGGCGAUGUUAUGCUGGAGGUUAAGAACCUCGAGGCUAAAAUUGCAGCGACCGGUCAGCCGAUUCUGAAGGGCGUCAACCUCACCGUGCGUAAUGGAGAGGUGCAUGCGAUUAUGGGCAAGAAUGGAUCAGGAAAGAGCACGCUCAGCAAAGUGCUUGUGGGCCAUCCCGACUACGAGGUGACCGGCGGAACCGCCGUCUUCAAAGGGAAAAAUCUAUUCGAAAUGGAGCCGGAGGAGCGUUCUCAUGCCGGAUUGUUCCUUAGCUUCCAAACCCCGAUCGAAGUGCCGGGCGUCAGCAACGUGGACUUCUUGCGGAUGGCGUGCAAUGCGCGCCGGAAAGCGCUUGGGCAAUCGGAGCUGGAUCCGCUUGAAUUCUAUGCCUACAUCAUGCCAAAGCUGGAGAUGCUGAACAUGGACCCGACGUUCCUCAACCGGAACGUGAACGAGGGCUUCUCAGGAGGCGAGAAGAAGCGAAACGAAAUUCUUCAGCUCGCGGUGCUCGAGGCCGAUAUGGCGAUUCUGGACGAAAUCGACAGUGGGCUGGACAUCGACGCGCUGCGUGACGUGUCGCGCGCGGUCAACCAGCUGAAGAACGAGGAGACGGGUGUGCUCAUGGUGACCCACUACAAGCGGUUGUUGGACUACAUCCAGCCCGACUUCGUGCACAUCAUGCAGUCGGGUGAGAUCGUCAAGACGGGCGACAUGGGUCUGGUGGACCAGCUGGAGGCGGGGGGGUACGCCACACUCAGCGACGGCAGCGAGGCCAGCGACGGGUAAAGACAGGAGGGGUUCAAAGAGGAAACUGACGAGCUGCAUGACGAUGCUUCAGCAUUGUUGGGGGGCGCACGGUCGCCAGCACGAGGGGUGAAGGAGUGAUGUGAUGCGGGAGGCAGGGAGACCCGGCUGGAGUUCGGUUGGAUGAACG
Molecule: messenger RNA, 1138 nt
Organism: Astrephomene gubernaculifera
Lineage: Eukaryota; Viridiplantae; Chlorophyta; Chlorophyceae; Chlamydomonadales; Astrephomenaceae
Source: the annotation of a GenBank genome assembly